Molecule: messenger RNA, 3478 nt
Organism: Cololabis saira (Pacific saury)
Lineage: Eukaryota; Metazoa; Chordata; Actinopteri; Beloniformes; Belonidae
Gene: ntn1b
Product: netrin 1b
Exons: 7
Coding region: 293-2095 (600 amino acids)
Molecular function (GO): protein binding
Source: RefSeq, a predicted model, not a curated record
AGACAGAAAGAGGCAGAGGUGGGCAGAGGUGUGACUGAGUGGACAGACGGAGGCAGAGAGACACUCAGAGCAAAUUGAGCAUUUGCCAUCUCCUGUUUCUGUAUAGUUUUUCAAAGUGGGGGGGAAAGUUGAACUAUCGCACCUUUGUCGUGCGCCUAAACGGGAUAGGCUGUUUCUCCAAAUACUUUGGAGUCACACACUUUGAGACCAAACAGUAGCCUAUAUUUGGAGGUGGCGGUCUGGCUGGAGUUUUAUUUGCCUCCGCGUCGGUGCGAGCGGUGAUCGGGUUACAAUGAGAGCGCGUCUGGAGCUGUGGCUGAGCCUGCUGGCGCUGUGCGCGCUGGCCGGAGGCGCGUCCGGCGGCUACGGGCUCAGCAUGUUCGCCGCGCAGUCCUCCCCCCCGGACCCCUGCUACGACGAGAACGGGAACCCCCGGAGGUGCAUCCCCGACUUCGUCAACUCCGCGUUCGGCAAAGACGUGCGGGUGUCCAGCACCUGCGGCGGCCCCGCGGCGCGCUACUGCGUGGUGACCGAGAAGGGCGAGGAGCGCGCCCGGGACUGCCACACCUGCGACGCCGGGGACCCCAAGAAGUCCCAUCCGCCCGCCUACCUGACCGACCUCAACAACCCGCACAACCUCACCUGCUGGCAGUCGGAGAACUACGUGCAGUUCCCGCAGAACCUCACCCUCACCCUGUCCCUGGGGAAAAAGUUUGAGGUGACCUACGUUUCUCUGCAGUUCUGCUCCCCCAGACCGGAGUCCAUGGCCAUCUACAAGUCCAUGGACUACGGCAAAUCCUGGGUGCCGUUUCAGUAUUACUCCACUCAGUGCAAGAAGAUGUACAACCGCCAGAACAAGGCGGUCAUCACCAAGCAGAACGAGCAGGAGGCGAUCUGCACGGACUCCCACACCGACAUGCACCCCCUGACGGGGGGGCUGAUCGCCUUCAGCACCCUGGACGGACGGCCGUCGGCGCACGACUUCGACAACUCCCCGGUGCUGCAGGACUGGGUGACGGCCACCGACAUCAAGGUGAUCUUCAGCCGGCUGCACACGUUCGGGGACGAGAACGAGGACGACUCGGAGCUGGCCCGAGACUCCUACUUUUACGCAGUGUCCGACCUGCAGGUCGGAGGACGGUGCAAGUGCAACGGGCACGCGUCGAAGUGCGUCAAGGACAGAGAGGGGAAUCUGGUGUGCGAGUGCAAACACAACACGGCGGGACCGGAGUGCGACAGGUGCAAACCUUUCCACUACGACCGGCCCUGGCAGCGCGCCACGGCCAGGGAGGCCAACGAGUGUGUCGCCUGCCACUGCAACCUGCACGCCCGCCGCUGCCGUUUCAACAUGGAGCUGUACAAGCUGUCGGGCCGCAGGAGCGGCGGCGUCUGCCUCAACUGUCGUCACAACACGGCGGGACGCCACUGCCACUACUGCAAGGAGGGCUACUACAGGGACAUGACCAAGUCCAUUUCUCACCGCAGAGCUUGUAAAGCAUGUGACUGCCAUCCGGUUGGAGCAGCAGGAAAGACGUGCAACCAGACCACUGGCCAAUGCCCCUGCAAGGACGGGGUGACGGGGAUCACCUGCAACCGCUGCGCCAAGGGCUACCAGCAGAGCCGCUCCCCCAUCGCUCCUUGCAUCAAGAUCCCAGUUGCAUCUCCAACGUCAACUUACAGCAGUUAUGAAGAGCCAUCAGAUUGUGAAUCCCACUGUAAAGUUUCAAAAGGAAAAAUGAAGAUCACCAUGAAGAAAUACUGUAAAAAAGACUAUGCUGUCCAGGUCCACGUUCUGAAGGGGGACAAGGCGGGCGAAUGGUGGAAGUUCACAGUCAACAUCAUCUCCGUGUAUAAGCAAGGUGAGCACCGUAUCCGCCGCGGGGACCAGCUGCUGUGGGUGCGCGCCAAGGACGUGGCCUGCAAGUGCCCCAAGAUCAAGCCCGGGAGGAAGUACUUGCUCCUGGGCACGGACGACGACUCCCCCGGCCAGAGCGGCGUGGUCGCCGACAAGGGAAGCCUGCUCAUCCCCUGGAAGGACCUGUGGGGCCGCCGGCUCAGGAAGUUCCAGCAGCGUGACAAGAGGGGAAAGUGCUAAAAGUUUCUGGUACCGGAGGGGAAAAGAGAGAAAUAUGGAGGAGAGAGGCAGAGGCAAAAAGGAAUUCCUCCCCUGGAUUAAAACAUGGAAGAGGAAAAGGAUGGGAAAAAGAUAAACUGGAAGAAUUAAACAUAGAGGGACACAGGUGAAGAGUAGGAGAAACGAGGGACUGACUGCUGCUCUGAGCUGGAGUGAAGAAACUAGUUUGUUUUGUUUUAUUUAGGAACUUUUGUGAAGGAGCUCAUUCUACACUUGUUCUACUCCUUUGUCUUUCAGUGUGUGUUUCGUCGUGUAAAUUGCAGAGUUUGCACCUAAUUUCACAGAUGUGUUUCCUCCUGACCAUUUUACCUAUGACGCUGUUUUCAUUAUUAAAGUCGCGAGCGGCACAGAAAUGCAUCACCUGUAUCCCAGUUUUGUGUCUUCAGAGGAUCUAUUUUCAUUGUGCUGUGAAACGCUGUUCAAAGUUAUUUCGCAGCAUCGAGGGAAUUAACCCCGAGCAUGAUGUAUUGCUUUUUACAGUCUGCUAAACUUCGUUUUAGACGAAGCUGAAUAUUAGAACUGGUCUCAGAGUGCCAUUUCUGCUGGGAGGCUCCCUGGUCAUAUGUGAGUGUUACGUAGUUGUGUUUAGGAACAAAACGCCAUCAGGAUCCUCUCCUUGUUCUGUAAAGUGAUCUCUCUCUACAAGCACGUUUUUGUUCAGCGCUUAUCUUUACCUACAACAUGUUGCUGCAACCUCUGACCUCUGCAAUGUAAAGUAACCAUAUGUGUAUACGUAAGUGUUAUUUUUGUUUUUUCUUUUGUAGAUGAUGCCAACGCAUCGGGUAGGUGUAGAGUAGACUGGUCAACCAUGCACUUAUUUCUACUAGUCCGAAGUUUUAGAACAUAUGAGAUAUGUUCACGUUUUUUUAGAGUGACAUCUAAAAGGAAAAAGAAAAUCCCAAGUAUAUUAUUUGACUUAAAAAAAAUAAAGAAAGAAGGAUUUUGUAUAGCCAUCACGACUCUUGCUAGCCUCGCCGAUGUGCAUGUGGACUGAUGUUUGUGGAAAACAGCUCCUUUUAUCAAGUUUAUCAGGUCUAGAUGACGGUCAGUUUUGAGUUCCAACAAUGAGAUAAAUAUUAGUUGGAUGUCCCAAAUCUUUCCAAGUGAAGGAACUGAUGUACUCAUUUAAAGCCACCUAAUGUAGUUAUACCACCUGCAACCGGCAUACCACAAGAACGUUCAUGUGUCAGCCCCGAAAUAAAGACACAAUGUCAACACAGCAGAUCUACAGGACUGUCUCAGAAAAUUAGAAUAUUGUGAUAAAGUUCUUUAUUUUCUGUAAUGCAAUUAAAAGAACAAAAAUGUCAUACAUUCUGGAUUCAUUACAAAUCAACUGAAAUAUUG